GCCAGCGUUUGCGAUUCCGUUUGGGCCUGAUCAACGGUGACCCUCCAGAAGAAGGUGUGCCGAUGUGGUCCUUCGAGGUACGCGCCAGCGCCAGUGCAGGUGCAGCGGUGAUCGAGAGAACCUCAGGCUAUCCUGGCUAUGGCGUCUACUUGAAGCUGGAGGUUGCUGGCCUCUAUGGCUCUGUUCGGGAAGUGGGCUACAAGUACAACUAUGUGCGGCUGACAUUCCGGCUGCCUCCUGCUGCAACGAUGGCUACCGGAG
Symbiodinium sp. CCMP2456 is the source of this 261-nucleotide messenger RNA. The record is from the annotation of a GenBank genome assembly. NCBI's taxonomy places the organism in Eukaryota, Dinophyceae, Suessiales, Symbiodiniaceae.